CGGGCCGCCCAGGUGGCCGUCGCUUCGAUGCCCUAGUCCGGGGCCCCCGGCCGGACUCGGCUGGGCUCCGCGCACCUCCCGCCGGAGUCAUGAGGGCCGGCGGGGCUCUGCAGGUGCUGGGCUUCCUCCUGAGCCUGGCCCGGGGCUCCGAGGUGGGCAGCUCGCAGGCAGUGUGCCCCGGGACCCUGAACGGGCUGAGUGUGACAGGCGACGCAGAGAACCAGUACCAAACGCUACACAAGCUCUACGAGAGGUGUGAGGUGGUGAUGGGGAACCUGGAGAUCGUUCUCACCGGACACAACGCUGACCUCUCCUUCCUGCAGUGGAUUCGAGAAGUGACGGGCUAUGUCCUUGUGGCCAUGAACGAGUUCUCCACACUCCCGUUGCCUAACCUGCGAGUGGUGCGGGGGACCCAGGUCUACGAUGGGAAGUUCGCCAUCUUUGUCAUGCUGAACUAUAACACCAACUCCAGCCACGCUCUGCGCCAGCUCCGCUUCACCCAGCUCACGGAGAUUCUGUCAGGGGGCGUUUAUAUUGAGAAGAAUGAGAAACUUUGUCACAUGGACACCAUUGAUUGGCGGGACAUCGUGAGGCACCCAGGUGCCGAGAUAGUGGUGAAGGACAAUGGCCGAAGCUGUCCCCCCUGUCACGAGGCCUGCAAGGGGCGUUGCUGGGGCCCUGGACCCGAGGACUGCCAGACAUUGACGAAGACCAUCUGUGCCCCUCAGUGUAACGGGCACUGCUUUGGGCCGGACCCCAACCAGUGCUGCCACGAUGAGUGUGCAGGGGGCUGCUCCGGCCCCCAGGACACCGACUGCUUUGCCUGCCGACACUUCAACGACAGCGGAGCUUGCGUGCCCCUGUGUCCACAGCCCCUCGUGUACAACAAGCUCACUUUCCAGCUCGAACCCAAUCCCCACACCAAGUACCAGUACGGAGGCGUUUGUGUGGCCAGCUGUCCCCAUAACUUCGUGGUGGAUCAGACAUCCUGUGUCAGGGCCUGUCCUCCUGACAAGAUGGAAGUAGAUAAAAAUGGCGUCAACAUGUGUGAGCCUUGUGGAGGGUUGUGCCCUAAAGCCUGUGAAGGGACAGGCGCCGGGAGUCGCUUCCAGACUGUGGACUCGAGCAACAUCGAUGGGUUUGUGAACUGCACCAAGAUCCUGGGCAACCUGGACUUCCUGAUCACCGGCCUCAACGGAGACCCUUGGCACAAGAUCCCUGCCUUAGACCCCGAGAAGCUCAAUGUGUUCCGGACAGUGCGAGAGAUCACAGGUUACCUGAACAUCCAGUCCUGGCCUCCACACAUGCACAACUUCAGCGUUUUUUCCAACCUGACGACCAUUGGGGGCAGAAGUCUCUACAACCGGGGCUUCUCACUGCUGAUCAUGAAGAACUUGAACGUCACCUCCCUGGGCCUCCGGUCCCUGAAGGAGGUGAGCGCCGGCCGGGUCUACAUCAGCGCGAAUCGGCAGCUCUGCUACCAUCACUCUCUGAACUGGACCAGGCUGCUGCGGGGGCCGGCGGAGGAGAGGCUGGACAUCAAGCACAACCGGCCCCGCAGGGACUGCGUGGCGGAGGGCAAAGUGUGUGACCCGCUGUGCUCCUCCGGGGGAUGCUGGGGCCCAGGCCCCGGCCAGUGUUUAUCCUGUCGAAACUACAGCCGAGGGGGUGUCUGCGUGACCCACUGCAACUUUCUGAAUGGGGAGCCCCGUGAGUUUGCCCACGAAGCUGAAUGCUUCUCCUGCCACCCGGAAUGCCAGCCCAUGGAGGGCACAACCACGUGCAACGGCUCGGGCUCUGAUGCUUGUGCUCAGUGCGCCCAUUUUCGAGAUGGGCCCCACUGUGUGAGCAGUUGCCCUCAGGGCGUCCUAGGUGCCAAAGGCCCUAUCUACAAGUACCCGGAUGUUCGGAAUGAAUGUCGGCCCUGCCACGAGAACUGCACCCAGGGGUGUAAGGGACCACAGCUGCAGGACUGUCUGGGCCAGCCACUGGUACUGAUCAGCAAAACCCAUCUGGCACUGGCCGUGACAGUGGGCUUGACAGCGAUUCUGCUGGUCCUGGGCAUCACUUUCCUCUACUGGCGUGGGCGCCGGAUUCAGAAUAAAAGGGCGAUGAGGCGCUACCUGGAACGGGGUGAGAGCUUAGAGCCUCUGGAUCCCAGCGAGAAGGCUAACAAAGUCUACGCCAGAAUCUUCAAAGAGACAGAGCUGAGGAAGCUCAAAGUGCUUGGCUCAGGUGUCUUUGGAACGGUGCACAAAGGAGUGUGGAUCCCUGAGGGCGAGUCCAUCAAGAUUCCAGUCUGCAUUAAAGUCAUUGAGGACAAGAGUGGACGGCAGAGUUUCCAGGCUGUGACAGAUCAUAUGCUGGCCAUUGGCAGCUUAGACCACGCCCACAUUGUGCGGCUGCUAGGACUUUGCCCAGGGUCAUCUCUGCAGCUUGUCACUCAGUACUUGCCUCUGGGUUCCCUGCUGGAUCACGUGAGACAACACCGGGGGGCGCUGGGGCCACAACUGCUGCUCAACUGGGGAGUGCAAAUUGCCAAGGGCAUGUACUACCUAGAGGAGCAUGGCAUGGUGCACAGGAACCUGGCUGCCCGCAACGUGCUGCUCAAGUCGCCCAGUCAGGUUCAAGUGGCAGACUUUGGUGUGGCUGACCUGCUGCCACCUGAUGACAAGCAGCUGCUACACAGUGAGGCCAAGACUCCAAUUAAGUGGAUGGCCCUGGAGAGCAUCCACUUCGGGAAGUACACGCACCAAAGUGACGUCUGGAGCUACGGUGUGACCGUUUGGGAGCUGAUGACCUUUGGGGCAGAGCCCUACGCAGGGCUGCGACUGGCUGAAGUACCAGACCUGCUGGAGAAGGGCGAGCGGCUGGCACAGCCUCAGAUCUGCACCAUUGAUGUCUACAUGGUCAUGGUCAAGUGUUGGAUGAUUGAUGAGAACAUCCGCCCAACCUUUAAAGAACUAGCCAAUGAGUUCACCAGGAUGGCCCGCGACCCGCCGCGGUAUCUAGUUAUAAAGAGAGAGAGUGGGUCUGGAGUAACUCCCGCGGCAGAGCCCUCUGCUCUGACAGACAAGGAACUGGAAGAAGUAGAGCUGGAGCCAGAACUGGACCUGGACUCGGACUUAGAGGCAGAGGAGGACAGCCUGGCAACCACGCUGGGCUCUGCCCUCAGCUUACCAGCCGGAACGCUCCCCCGGCCACGUGGGAGCCAGAGCCUUUUAAGCCCGUCAUCUGGAUACAUGCCUAUGAACCAAAGUAACCUCGGAGAAGCUUCCCAGGAGUGUGCAGUUGGUGGGGAUGGCGAGCGCUGCCCCCGCCCCGUCUCUCUGCACCCACUGCCACGGGCACGCCUGGCGUCAGAGUCAUCGGAGGACCCCGUGACCGGCUCUGAGGCUGAGCUCCAGGAGAAGGUGUCCAUGUGCAGGAGCCGGAGCCGGAGCCCACGGCCACGCGGAGACAGUGCCUACCACUCCCAGCGCCACAGCCUGCUGACCCCCGUCACCCCGCUCUCCCCGCCGGGGUUAGAGGAAGAGGACGUCAACGGUUACGUCAUGCCAGACACACAUCUCAAAGGUACUUCGUCCUCCCGGGAGGGCACGCUUUCCUCAGUGGGCCUCGGCUCUGUGCUGGGUACUGAGGAGGAAGAGGAGGAGGAGGAGUAUGAGUACAUGAACCGGAGGCGAAGGCACAGCCCGGCGCGGCCCCCCAGGCCCGGCUCCCUGGAGGAGCUGGGCUAUGAGUACAUGGAUGUAGGGUCAGACCUCAGCGCCUCUCUGGGUAGCACACAGAGCUGCCCGCUCCACCCUGUUCCCAUCAUGCCCGCUGCUGGCACCACUCCGGACGAGGACUAUGAAUACAUGAACCGGCGGCGCGGAAGUGGUGCAGGGGGGGAUUAUGCGGCCAUGGGGGCCUGCCCAGCGGCCGAACAAGGGUAUGAAGAGAUGAGAGCGUUCCAGGGGCCGGGACACAAUGCCCCCCAUGUUCGCUAUGCCCGCCUCAAAACUCUACGAAGCUUAGAAGCCACUGACUCCGCCUUUGAUAACCCUGACUACUGGCAUAGCAGGCUUUUCCCUAAGGCUAAUGCCCAGAGAACGUAACCCGCGCUCCCUGAGAUGCUCGGGAGCAUUAAAUGGCAGCUAGUGUCUGUAGAGGGGACUCCUCCGCCUCCCGCUCCCUCACAGGCCUCAGCCCCAUCUCUCCAGGCCGAGACAGUGCCAUUCAGCUUUUGGAGGCUUUUAAACACUUCAACAUGAAAUUCUUACAGGAUACAGCCAGCCGCACUUUCUCUCUUUCCCAGCCCCAGGAGCGGAGAAGGUUUUGUCUGGUUGGCUAAUCCCUCUCCUCAGCUUCCUCACGGGAACUCCCUGGAGAUAUGAAGGAUCAUCUGCCCAUUCUCUCUCUCACGUGUUGGGACUAGUGUGCCUUUGUUUCCCAUCAGGCUGUCCUACAGAAGAGGAAGACAUGGGAAACCUGGCAAAGGAGACGCACAUUUUGGCUUCUGACUUGUAACGCCCUGGAAAGCAUAAAUUUUGUGGAAGAAAGAAGUUAGGAGUAGAUACUGAUUACUGUUAAUUGAGCACUUAACCAAGAGCCAUGCAUCAUGCUACAUCUCUCCUUAUAAUCUCACAUAAGCCUUUAUAAUGUGUACAGGUUUGUGAGGCAGACCCAUUUCACACACCCUGGCCCCCUAGGCGUUCAGGAUACCCUGUGAGUGUCUGACCCCGGGGAUAGCACUGAACUGUACAAUGCCUUUUCCUUCAGUGAAGUACUUACACACUGUCCGUGAUUUUUGAAGUUUGAAAUGCAGCAACAAAACUAGGACUAAUACCUGUUUCCAUUUUCACAUACAGAUCCGUUCUUAUCAUAGAUCUUAGCAACCUCAACAUGAUUUUUUUUUUCUUUAUUGAGAACCAUCACUUUUUCACUUAAAGUCUUUUAUGAUUUUGACAUGUCUGAACUGCCAGCACCACAACUCUUGCACUGUGUGGCGAUCGAUUACUUUGGUUUGGUUUUUUGGAUUUUUUUUUUUUUUUUUUUGGUACUAGGAAUCGAACU
Chinchilla lanigera (long-tailed chinchilla) is the source of this 5058-nucleotide messenger RNA. RefSeq names its product erb-b2 receptor tyrosine kinase 3 (gene Erbb3). Gene Ontology annotation, cellular component: basal plasma membrane; signaling receptor complex. Gene Ontology annotation, molecular function: neuregulin receptor activity; protein tyrosine kinase activity; neuregulin binding. The record is from RefSeq and is a predicted model, not a curated record. Lineage: Eukaryota; Metazoa; Chordata; Mammalia; Rodentia; Chinchillidae. Gene Ontology annotation, biological process: cell surface receptor protein tyrosine kinase signaling pathway; multicellular organism development; positive regulation of kinase activity.